GCCUUGACUUCCAUAAACACCACUGGCUGAAGUCGAAAGCUAAAGCAGAUUGAAAAGAUCAUGGAGAAACGUUUAGGAUGCUAUGGUGCGUCAAUGGAAAACAGAGGCCGUUUGUUUGAAUGUUGGGCGCUGUGUGGAGUUUAGGUCAUCGUUUACUCACAUUUCAUUGAUCACUGCUGUGUGUGGGGGACUUAAGCAGGUAUUCAGACCAACAUUAUCUACUACCAACCUCAGGUCAUUAACUGUGUAACUACAUUUCUAACACCGCGGUGCUCGUGUAGAUAUGUCCCGGUGUGAACGGUGCUCUUCAGAACAUGGCCUGUUGGUUCCUGCCGGUGUGAUUUCCACCGCAGCUCUUCCGCAUUUUCCUGCCGCUCUCGGGCUGUGACGUGUUGUGCUGACGGCGGCCUCGGACCUGGAGGAGCGGGGGGCUGUAGCAUGACAAGAUCUGGCUCCAGACGUCUCUGCUUCGCUUUCAUCGGAGCUCCAGAAACAACCCCUAACCCCUCCUUCUCUGCUCCUCUCCGGCCCGCCCAAAUAACACAAAAUUCCCGACUGAAUCCAGCCCGAGUCUGGGGGAACCAGGCGGCCUGGGAAGCCGAGACGCAGACAGAGGCCAUCCCUGCAGCGCAAAUCUGCUGUCCAAUGACAAAUGCAGUGCGAGGACAAUGGAUGAGGAUGUCACCAGGCUUGCAAUACAUUCUGAAGAGCCGAAAAUAAUAUUACACGGAUCGGAUGAGGGUGGUGCCGGCGGGCAGGAGUUUGUUGUGGAGCUUCAAGAGACUGUGUUGGUGUCAGAAGGUGACGGGGAAGGCAUGGCAGUUCACAGGUUUGCACCCGAGGAGCUAGUCAUCCAGGAUGCCGUUGAAGAUGUGGUUUCUGAGUAUGUGCACUGCGAUGAAGAUGAUGUUGCUGUAGAGACAUGCGUGAUGGCUCUGGAUGGUGAGGAGGAAGGUGUUGCAAUGGGAGAUAUCCCUGAAGAUGGGCUGGACCCCGAGCAACAGGACGAUGACCAAGAUGGCUGUGGAGAUUAUCUAAUGAUAUCCUUGGAUGAAGCUGGUAAAAUGGUGUCUGAGGAUGGAACAGAAGUAACAGUGGAGGGAGCAGUGGAGGACCAGGAAGUGGAGAAGGAUGAGGAUGGACAAGAGGUGAUAAAGGUGUACAUCUUCAAGGCUGACUCUGGGGAAGAUGACAUGGGAGAAUCAGUCGACAUCAGUGAUGGAGACACUGAGAGUGUGCCGCUAACAGGGUCUUCAGGCCACACCCUCCGUGAGAAGAUGGUUUACAUGUCUGUCGGGGAUUCUCAUCACAAUCAUGGGAACCAUGGUGGGUCCAGGGUGACUGAUGAGGUAUAUAUGGAAGUGGUGGUAGAAGGUGAAGAGCCAGUAACUCACGACCGCUCGUUUGACAGCGUGUCUCUAAGCAAGGACUUCAUGCCUGUGGCCUGGGCAGCUGCUUAUGGUGCAGAGGAUAGUGAAAGUUGUGAAACCCGCAACGGUGCAGCCAGUGCACUGUUGCACAUCGAUGAAUCGGAGGGUGUCGAAGAAAUCAGUAGACAACGCAACAAGAGCAGGAGACGUUCAGAGCCUCGACAAGUCCAGACGGCAAUCAUCAUUGGUCCAUAUGGUCAGCCUUUGACCGUCUACCCCUGCAUGCUUUGUGGUAAAAAGUUCAAGUCACGAGGUUUCCUGAAACGCCACACAAAGAAUCAUCACCAGGAUGUUCUGACCCGGAAAAAGUACCAGUGCACAGACUGCGAAUUCACCACGAACAAGAAAGCCAGCCUUCACAAUCACAUGGAGGUGCAUGCUCUGAGCAGCAAGGCUGCUUUUGAGUGUGAAAUGUGCGGCAAAGAGUUCCACCAGCAGGCGGCACUGUUCUCCCACAGACUGCAGCACCACCACCGAGAGCCCAAGAGCCAGCCACCUCCAACACCCACUAAGAUGCAUAAAUGCAAGUUCUGUGACUAUGAAACUGCUGAGCAGGGCCUACUCAAUCGGCACUUGUUGGCUGUUCACAGUAAGAGUUUCCCCCACAUCUGUGUGGAAUGUGGAAAAGGCUUUCGACACCCUUCGGAGUUGAAGAAACACAUGCGCACGCAUACGGGCGAGAAGCCGUACUCCUGCCUGUACUGCGAUUACAAGUCGGCCGAUUCGUCUAAUCUCAAGACACACAUCAAGACUAAGCAUAGCAAAGAGAUGCCGUACAAAUGUGAGCGCUGUUUCCAGACCUUUGCAGAAGAGGAGGAAUUAAUGCAGCAUGGACUAACGCAUGAAGAGAAUAAGACCCACCAUUGUGCCCACUGUGAUCACAAAAGUUCCAACUCCAGUGACCUGAAGCGCCAUAUCAUAUCUGUUCACACCAAGGACUAUCCACAUAAAUGUGCGGUUUGCGGUAAAGGCUUCCACCGACCUUCUGAACUGAAGAAGCACUCUGUAGCGCACCGCACCAAGAAACUCCACCAGUGCCGGCACUGCAACUUUAAAAUUGCAGACCCUUUUGUUCUCAGUCGCCAUAUCUUGUCGGUCCACACAAAGGAGCCACAGUCCUCUCCUGAAAAGAGUGAGGGUAAGAGGACAGAGGCACACAGUCCUCCUGUGGCACCUAAAAAGUCCACACCUAGCAGUUCCAGUGGCUCUGGCACAAGUGCUAGAGUUAGUGCAGCUAGCCUAGCCAGCAGUGUGACUGUAGUUAUUGGCAAAGGUCAAAAGGAAAGAAGAAUUUACCAGUGCCAGUACUGUGACUACAGCACUGGAGAUGCCUCGGGUUUCAAGCGACAUGUCAUUUCCAUCCACACAAAAGACUAUCCACACCGCUGUGAGAUCUGCUCAAAGGGUUUCCGAAGACCAUCGGAGAAGAACCAGCAUAUAAUGCGCCACCACAAGGAUGUAGUGCAGGCAGAGUGACUCUAAACCGAGCCAAAUACUGUGCCACAACAAAGAACUAUGUUGAAGCAACAUCACAUCCCAAUCAGUGCACCCUCAGCACAACACUCACACUGAAAUCAUGUAGUGUGUGUGUGUGUUUGUGCUGCUUUUAGUCCGCUCCGUUGUUUUGCUCCAUUUUGAUCCUCAGCCUAAUAUUGGUUCAGACUUGUAUAACUAUGUACAUAACAUUAAUGCUGACAGUGGUAAAAACAGACCCCCCCCCCCCCUCCCUCCCUGUAGACUUGCACUUUUAACUGCAUGUCCCUUGCUGGUGACAGUGUGCAUGGCAGAUUGUGCAGAUGUCCAUUUGUAGAUACACAUUUUGAUUUUCGCAGGCAGCAGUCAGUGCUCAGUCACAAUGAUCCUAAUUAUUUGUCUCAAAACAGAAGUGUAGUUUGCAAAAUGUUUGCGUCUUUUUGUUAAAAUGUACUGAACACAGCAGUAAGGAUUAGCAACCUGUCCCCAGUAGCACUUGCCAUCUCGGUAAAGACCAAUUAUAAAUGCAGUAAUCAACUCAUGUAUGUGUGUGCGUGUGAGUGUGUGAGAGAGUAUGUGAGAGACUGACAAAACAGCAUUUGUUGUGCUUCCUGGUGCUCCGACCUCACCAAUCUGUAAGACAAUGUUUUGUUUUUGUUGUGAAUACAAAAACACAAGGCCAGCAGUGUAAAGCACCCAGAAAAAAAAAAAAAGAAAUGGCCAUUUUUAGUUUUAUCAACGGGGGUCUGCGAUCACUGAACCGACUCAAAAUACAGACUCAAGUAGUAAAUGCAUCGUACAUCCACUUAUGCACCUGUAAUGCGAUAUGAUCACUACGCAAUCACUGGACUGUCACAUUCUUGUUUGAUAUUUCAGUUUCAAGCCAGGAGUUGUACCGCAAGUUAUUCCAAACAAGCGCCCAAAGCAGCAGAGAUGACGUAACGACUGUAAUGUUGAAAAACGAAUGAUGGAAAAUGUUAAUUUUCAACAUUACUGGUGACGAGCUAUUUGUUUGGCGGAGUUUUUCCUAUGAACAAACUUGUUUUGGAUAAAAUCAAGCAGCGGUAUGUUCCCAAUAUUGGACUGAGUUGAGUUCACAUCAGUGUUGCUGGCCUUACCAGGAAUCACGCAGUAUAUCUGGUGCCCGUGUUAUUAACAACUAUAAUCUGAACUGUUUAUUUCGCCAAUCCAGAUGAACGUUUGUCAGUAGAAAAAAAGAAAACCAUAUAUCUUUUAGGUGCAACUUCAGAAGACAGGUGCUGUUGGUCCACUUGUACUAUGGCUUUUUACAUUUUUGUUAUCACCUGUGAUCAUUUCUGUUUUUAUAUUUAUUUCAUUUACAAGUUGUUGUAUAGUUAAGUGUAACUAGACUUCUAUGGGACGUAAAUUAUUGUUUUGUAUACAAAUCUGUACAAAACGUGUAGAUGUAAACACUUGAUAAAACUGAACUCUGAACUGUGUUGUUAUGGAUGUACUUCAACGUAUUUGUUAAAAAAAGGUAAUAAAAGUAAAGUAUUUUA
Messenger RNA from Solea solea (common sole), 4423 nucleotides. RefSeq names its product zinc finger X-chromosomal protein. Gene Ontology annotation, cellular component: chromosome; nucleus. Bases 669 to 2906 code for a protein of 745 amino acids. The record is from RefSeq and is a predicted model, not a curated record. Gene Ontology annotation, biological process: regulation of transcription by RNA polymerase II. The transcript has 8 exons. Lineage: Eukaryota; Metazoa; Chordata; Actinopteri; Pleuronectiformes; Soleidae. Gene Ontology annotation, molecular function: RNA polymerase II cis-regulatory region sequence-specific DNA binding; DNA-binding transcription factor activity, RNA polymerase II-specific; chromatin insulator sequence binding.